AUGCCAAACACUAUGCCCGGGGAGAUUGAAGGCGUGGCCGAGAAAGUCGUUAUUGUCGGAAGUGGUCCCGCGGCGUGGACUGCCGCUAUCUAUGCCGCCCGCGCGGCGCUCGAGCCCCUGGUGAUCGAAGGGGCUAUGACCGAACAAAACCGGCUCGACGGCACCCUCCCACUGGGUCAACUCGCCCUGACCACCGAGGUAGAGAAUUACCCCGGCUUCCCCGCAGGCAAUCUCGAAAGCUACCUCGACGACUCCAUCGACAAAGAACAGCGUCAGUACAUGGCGCCGCACCAGAAGGAAGGCGUCAGCGGUCCGGAGUUGAUGGAGUUGAUGCGGCAGCAGGCCAAGAACUUCGGCACCCGCAUCAUCACCGACGACGUGACCAAGGUCGACUUCAGCUCGCACCCUUUCAAGCUCGUCCGCUCGAAUGGUGAAACGGUCGAAUCGCUGACUGUAAUCAUCGCCACCGGCGCCCGCGCGAACUACAUGGGGCUGCCUUCGGAAGAAGCCUACAAGAACCGCGGCGUGAGUGCCUGUGCGGUCUGCGACGGCGCCCUGCCCCGCUUCCGCAACAAGCCGCUGGUGGUAAUCGGCGGGGGCGAUUCAGCGGGUGAGGAGAGCACCUACCUGUCGAAGUUCGCCUCGCGGGUCUACAUGGUUCACCGCCGCGACGAACUCCGAGCGUCGAAGAUCAUGGCCAAACGUGCCAUCGAAGAUCCCAAAAUCGAGAUCUUGUGGAACAAUACCUUGGAAGAAGUCUACGGGACCGAUCAGGACGGAGUGACUGGCGUACGCCUCAAGAGCACGGUCGACGAUUCGGAUCAGAAGCUCGACGCCAGUGGAGUUUUCUUGGCCAUCGGGCACACGCCCAACACCAGGUUUCUUGAAGGGCAUCUCGAUAUGACCGACAAGAAAUAUCUGGUGUGGACCAAGCCCGGGCGAACUUAUACCAGUGUCGAUGGCGUGUUUGCCGCCGGCGAUGUGGCCGACGAUUACUACCGUCAGGCAGUCACCGCCGCAGGAAGUGGUUGCAUGGCCGCGCUCGAUGCCGAGCGUUGGUUGGCCGCUAAGGAACUCUUGUAG
Cladocopium goreaui is the source of this 1083-nucleotide messenger RNA. The record is from the annotation of a GenBank genome assembly. NCBI's taxonomy places the organism in Eukaryota, Dinophyceae, Suessiales, Symbiodiniaceae.